AAUCUUUGGCAUUGGUGUUUACAUAUUCUCAAGAAUCUUCAGCAUUGACAAUUUAUGUGCCUAUAGCUUCAAAAACCUUUAGUGUUAGUAUUAGCAUGUACAUAGUUUUAAGAUCUUUGGCGCUG
Racocetra persica is the source of this 125-nucleotide messenger RNA. Lineage: Eukaryota; Fungi; Glomeromycota; Glomeromycetes; Diversisporales; Gigasporaceae. The record is from the annotation of a GenBank genome assembly.